Molecule: messenger RNA, 7780 nt
Organism: Oncorhynchus nerka (sockeye salmon)
Lineage: Eukaryota; Metazoa; Chordata; Actinopteri; Salmoniformes; Salmonidae
Product: receptor-type tyrosine-protein phosphatase gamma-like
Exons: 29
Coding region: 497-4741 (1414 amino acids)
Biological process (GO): protein dephosphorylation
Molecular function (GO): protein binding; protein tyrosine phosphatase activity
Source: RefSeq, a predicted model, not a curated record
AUUCUAAACGGUCCGCCAGAACCCUCACACGCAUGCCGCUACUUCCUGGAUGGAAGAAUGGAACGCUUCCAGCGCUGCCCUUGCCUUUGCAACAUUCUCUCUACAAUCAAUCUAAGUGACCGCGCGAGUCACUGCUGAAAGGACGAACACAUACAAUCAGUAUUAUUCGAACACUUUCUCUUCAAGUUUACGAAAUUGAGUCGGACUCGUUUACUUUUCCUCUAGGAUUGACUUUUUCUCCGUGAAAAGAAAGCCUGUCUGCAUGUGGCGGACCAUCACAACUAUUUAUCUGCGGUCCGCAUCCAUAGAUAUUCUUCGAAACAUAUGCUGAUUUGUUUCAAUUGAAUUACCAUCAAACUAAACUCAAUUUGGGGUUGCAGCUGUGUUCAAAUCCUAUGUGGUUUACGUGUGUUUUCUGCAAUCAAGUUUAUGUAAUUUUGUAGACCUCAAACUUUGUCACCCGUUGCCUUCUGUUGCUCUCGAUGACUAUUCUGACAUGCGGCGAAUACUGGAAUCUAGCCACUGGUGGACCUUAUCCUUCAUGUUUUCAGCAUUGGCCAUGUUUACCCACUGCUAUCCUGCUCUACAGGGUGGCCAGUCGGGGCCAGUAGAAAAAGAGCAUCAUGGGAGCAAGGGGGGCAGGGUGAGGGAGAGGAGGGCGGCAGGAGGAGACUCCUACUGGGCUUAUUCAGGGACCCACGGGACUGGGGGCUGGGCCUCCUCCUACCCUGAGUGUGUGGAGAGGAACCAAUCACCAGUGGAUAUUUCAGAUGAGGAUGCCCAGGUCUCUCAGGAGUACCAGGAGCUGACCCUCAAUGGGUUCAACGCUGAGUCGUCCAACAAGACCUCCAUGAAGAACACAGGGAAGACAGUGGCUGUGCUGCUGAAGGAUGACUACUUUGUACGGGGGGCAGGACUGCCUGGACGCUUCAAGGCGGAGAAGAUUGAGUUCCAUUGGGGUCAGAGUAACGGAUCAGCAGGGUCAGAACACAGCAUCAACGACAGGAAGUUCCCUGUGGAGAUGCAGAUCUACCUGUACAAUUCUGAUGACUUUGACAGUCUCAGUGCGGCCAUCAAGGAGAAACGCAUGAUUGCUGCGCUGGCUGUGUUCUUUGAGGUGGGGCGGAGAGACAAUCCAUCUGUAGAGCCCAUCAUCCAGGGACUGAAACGGGUGGUACACCACGAGAAGGAGACAUUCCUGAGUCCAUUUAUCCUGAGGGAUCUGCUACCAUCAUCGUUGGGGAGUUACUACCGCUACACAGGCUCUCUCACCAGCCCGCCCUGCAGCAAGGUGGUCGAGUGGAUCGUCUUCUCCAGGCCCGUCUUACUCUCCCACUCACAGCUGGAGGCAUUCUACUCCAUCUUCACCACGGAGCAGCAGGACCAUGUAAAGUCAGUAGAGUACCUGAGAAACAACUACAGACCCCUUCAGGACCUGGACAACAGGGAGGUGUCGAAGUCCGCUGUUAAAGACGCCUGGCAGAGGGACCUGACUGACAGCCUGGGACUAGGUACAGAUGUCAUCACAGACGCAUCCAGAGUCUGCAGCAGUGCCCCAGUCAACAUGAAGAUCCAGCCACUGAACGGCACUGCCCUGUUGGUGAGCUGGCAGCGUCCGCUAGUGGUCUACCACCCGCCUAUCACCAGCUUCAUGGUCUCCUACAGCUGGAUGAAGAGUGACGUGGCCUACGAGAAGACUGGGGACCAGAACAUGAAGGCGGUGAUAACCCACGUGUCUCCAGACAUCCUGUAUCUGUUCAGAGUCCAGGCGGUGUGCCAGAGAGACCUACGCAGUGACUUCAGCCAGACACUGCUCUUCAGAGCUAACACCACCAGGAUAUUUGAGGGAACACGGAUAGUGAAGACUGGAAUGCCCACCGUCUCCCCAGCCUCCUCGGCGGACAUGGCUCCUAUCAGCUCCGGCUCCUCCACCUGGACCUCCUCUGGCCUCCCCUUCUCCUUUGUCUCCAUGGCUACGGGGGGCAUCGGCCCAUCCUCCAGCGGCAGUCAGGCCACGGUGGCAUCGGUGGUGACCAGCACACUGUUGGCCGGCCUGGGCUUCAGCGGAGGGGUCAUCUCUUCCCUGCCUGGCUCUCUCUGGCCCACCCAGGCCCCUGCAGCCAGCCCUGGGUCUAAUCCUGGCCCGGGUCCCAUCCCCAGCCGCCAACCUACCCAGUCCCAGGCCUCCACUGAGCUCCCUACAGCCCGUCAGGGUGGUUCUGACACGGACACCCCCACAGCGGAGGAGGAGGCAGGGGUGGACAGGGAGGCUGAGGGGGAGGAGGGAGAGGGAGAGAAGGAUGAAGGGGAAGACGACAGGAGGAAGAAGAAUAACAAGACCGUGCCUGAUGAGGUGGAGACAAAGAUGAACAGCACCGUGGUCAAAGUGCCCUCCUCCUAUGUCCCUACCCCCACAGCCAAAGAGAAAGGACAGGGGCAGGGAGAGCCUGUGGCUAACAGCACCACUGUGCCUCCCAGUGUAGGGGAGGACCAACUUUUCAGAGUGGACAGUAGCUCAGGGCCCACGGUGCAGCCAAAGAAGGACACAGCAGAGAGAGAGAUGCAGAUUCCCCAGAGCCCAACACGCUCCCCAAAGAAUGGUGGGGAGAAGAGCCUUUGGCCUUUCUCUGUCCACACGGACAGAACUAGUGUGUCCAACAUGACCCGCAGCUCUCACCCUGGGGGGGGCCGGAUGGAGUGGAUCGUCCCGCUGGUGGUGGUCUCAGCCCUCACCCUGCUCUGCCUCGUCAUGCUACUGGCUGUCCUGGUCUACUGGAGGAGGUUUUUCCAGACAGCUCACUUCUAUGUGGAGGACAGUAGUUCUCCCAGGGUGGUGGCCAAUGAGAACAUCCCUGUCAUCCCCAUCCCAGAUGACAUGGAUGCCAUCCCUGUCAGGCAGUUCAUCAAACACAUCAUGGAACUCUACUCCAACAACUUGCACGGGUUCUCUGAGGAGUUUGAGGAGGUUCAGCGUUGUACGGUGGACCUUAAGAUCACUGCAGAACAUUCCAAUCAUCCUGACAACAAGCACAAAAACAGAUACAUCAACAUCGUGGCCUACGAUCACAGUAGGGUGAAGUUACGACCCCUGGCUGGCAAGGAUGCUAAACACAGUGACUACAUGAACGCUAACUAUGUAGAUGGUUACAACCAUCCCAAGGCCUACAUCGCCGCCCAGGGUCCUCUCAAGUCCACGUUCGAGGACUUCUGGAGGAUGGUGUGGGAACAGAACACCGGUAUCAUCGUCAUGAUCACCAACCUGGUAGAGAAAGGAAGGAGAAAAUGUGACCAAUACUGGCCCACAGAGAGCAGCGAGGAGUAUGGCAACAUUGUGGUGACUCUGAAGAGUACUAAAGUUCACGCCUGUUACACACUGAGGCAAUUCCUCAUACGGAACACCAAAUUCAAAAAGGGUCAGAAGGGCAACCCGAAGGGGCGUCAAAACGAGCGGAUGGUGAUCCAGUAUCACUACACCCAGUGGCCUGACAUGGGCGUUCCGGAAUACACCCUACCUGUCCUCACCUUUAUAGGGCGCUCCUCUGCAGCACGCGCACCUGGCAUGGGCCCUGUCCUAGUGCACUGCAGUGCUGGAGUUGGGAGGACGGGUACGUACAUCGUCCUCGACAGCAUGCUGCAGCAGAUCAAAGACAAAAGCACAGUCAACGUCUGGGGCUUUCUCAAACACAUCCGCACACAACGCAACUACCUGGUCCAGACAGAGGAGCAGUAUGUGUUCAUCCAUGAUGCCCUGAUGGAGGCCAUCCUGGGCAGUGAGACAGAGGUACCCGCCUGGCAGCUCCAUGGUUACGUCAACAGCAUCCUCACCCCCGGCCUGGGGGGCCGCACCCGCCUCGACAAGCAGUUCAGGCUGCUGACCCAGAGUAACGGCAGCUUCGUGGAGUGUUUCAGCGCCCAGAAAGACUGCAACAAGGAGAAGAACCGCAACUCCUCAGUAGUUCCAUCGGAACGAGCUCGCGUAGGACUGGCCCCUCUCCCUGGAAUGAAAGGCACAGACUAUAUCAAUGCCUCCUACAUAAUGGGUUACUACAGGAGUAAUGAGUUUAUCAUUACCCAGCAUCCUUUACCCCACACCACCACAGACUUCUGGAGAAUGAUCUGGGACCACAAUGCCCAAAUCAUCGUCAUGCUUGCAGACAACCAUGGUUUGGCUGAGGAUGAGUUUGUGUACUGGCCGAGCAGAGAGGAGGCAAUGAACUGCCUAGCUUUCACCGUCACCCUGAUCAGCAAGGACAGACUGUGUCUCUCCAACGAAGAACAGAUCAUCAUCCACGACUUCAUCUUGGAGGCCACGCAGGAUGACUAUGUCCUGGAGGUGAGACAUUUCCAGUGCCCUAAAUGGCCCAACCCCGAUGCCCCUCUCAGCGGUACCUUUGAGCUCAUCAACGUCAUCAAAGAGGAGGCUAUGACCCGAGACGGACCCACCAUUAUACACGAUGAAUUUGGGGCAGUGUCUGCAGGGACUCUGUGUGCCCUCACCACCUUGUCUCAGCAGUUGGAGAGUGAAGGGGCUGUGGAUGUCUAUCAGGUGGCUAAGAUGAUCAACCUCAUGAGGCCGGGAGUCUUCACAGACAUAGAGCAGUACCAGUACCUGUACAAGGCCAUGCUGAGCCUGGUGAGCAGCAGAGACAGUGGGAUCAGCCCCAUCUACAUGGACACUAAUGGAGUGGUGGUCAUCAUUGACCAAUCAGAUCCUGCUGAGAGCAUGGAGUCGCUGGUCUGACUGGUCUCUGAUAUGACUGGUCUGACUGGUUACGGGUCUGACUGACCACACCAUCAUCCGAAGGCACUUAAUUUGUACAACUCUGAGGAACAAAGAGAACUUUGGCGGACUUUCCUUGAGGCCUUUUUAGCCAGAAAUAUUGGUUAAAUGAAUAACCUGAUUACCUUUUUUACACUGAUAUAAACUUUUUUGAUAUUUAUUUUUUUCUUCAUAAUUGUUUGUCUUAAUUGUUAUCCUGCUGAGAGUUGUUAACUGUUACAUUGUUUCACGUGAGGAAAAAGAAAGCGUCUCUGUCCAGUUUACACUACACUGUCGGUGUUACUGCCUAAAACCCCAUUAGAUAAUACAGUACCAUUAACGAGACCCUGGCUCCACUGUACUCUACACUCAUUGGAUCUCUUUGGAUUGUGGCAAAGAUCAGACUUUAGCUUCAAUGAAUGAAGAAUGAGGACCAAGGACAACCCUGAAGGUCAACAUGAUCCAGUCCAAUAGAUUUCUCAAUACAGAUUGUCAGAGUUCAGUGUAUGACAGUACAGCUCACUUAACAAGCAUUGCAACACUAUCACCGGGUCAACUCUUCGGUAAGACUUUAUUGUCGUAUUCCGUCUGUAGAUGCUGUACAGAUUUAUCAGUAAGAUUUCAACUCUACUAGCCAUAACCCUUAUCCUAAUCCUAAAUUGAACCCUUACCCUAAACCUUAUUCUAUACCUGACUCUGACCGUAACCUUAGCAAGCAGUUGCUUAUCAACAGAUCGUUUGUUGAUGGUAUGUCCAUCUGUAGAUGCUCUAUCAGGACUAUCCAAAUAAAGUAUACCCAACGCUUCUUAUUCAGUAAAACCCACCUUAUCCCAGGAGCAUUUAUAAUCUGUAGAUUAUACAUACUAUACUUUAUUACCCAAAUAUCUCCAUUCUAUUUGUAAAUUGUACCCAUUACUUUGAUUUUUUUAAAGUGGUAUUACAACAACUACUGUGAACAUUCAUUGCUUUAUAUUAGGAUUUCUAUUGUUUUGUAAUCCAUAUGACUAUAUACUUGAUCAUAUUAAGCAGCUGGUUUUGUAUACUCUGUCAUUCCUCCUCUCGCCUUGUGUGGAUUGGUGCUUGGACACACUGAGACCCAUAUUGUCAAUUUUGUUUUAAUAAAUGAUACUAGUUAGUUUCUAAACCCAGGUCUACAUGUGACUCGUCUGGCAUCAAUUGUUCCAUUACAACGGAGUUUACGUCAUAUUAAACAUGGCUUUCAUUUUACCAUAUGAAUGGAGUUCUUGGUCUAAACAUAAUCUGGAGGGUGAAGUGUUUUACUGUCAUUAUAACCAAAGACAUGGUUGAAAAUUGCAACAAAGUUGUUUGCCCAAAAUGUAAACAAGUGUCACAUGAAGCUUUUAUCCUAAAAACCAGUCCAAUGUGUCAGUCCAUACUGCUCCAUGUGGUUUUAACUGGGCUAAAAUAGGUUGUUUUUAUCUAACGCUUACACCAAACCACAAUAUCUACUUUACCCAUCUAUACUGUAUCCUGUAGCUGUACCCUGUACUGAUACAUACAUCUACUUUACCCAUCUAUACUGUAUCCUGUACUGAUACAUACAUCUACUUUACCCAUCUAUACUGUAUCCUGUAGCUGUAUCCUGUACUGAUACAUACAUCUACUUUACCCAUCUAUACUGUAUCCUGUAGCUGUACCCUGUACUGAUACAUACAUGCUGUAUUUUCCUAUUUGUUCCUAUUUUUUGCACUUCUCUCUCAACGAGUAUCUUGUUAAAUGAAGUCACAACUCUCCAACAUUUGAAGAAAAGUCCUGAGUUACUAUGGCUGCAUUUACACAGGCCGCCUAACUCUUUUGACCAAUCCUAGAUUUUUUUUACAUCAGAUCUUUUUCAGAUCUGAUUGGUCGAAAGACCAAUUAGUGAAAAAAAUAUCAGAAUAGCACUGCCUGUGUAAACACAGCCUACAUGCUCAUUUGUCACGAAAUGGUUAUUGGCAGCAAAAAAAUGUUUUGCCUGUAACUAUUAUUGUUAUUAUUAUUAACUUUAUGCUUUAUACAUAUUUCAUUUAUAACAUUAGUGUAAUUUGCUAUUUCAAGGUCAUGUACAUAUUUACUUCAAGGACCAAUCUUCUUGGAAGUUAUAAUCUAUGCUGUGUGAUCAUCAUAGACCUUUAUAUUUUCAUAUUAAGCUUUUUUCUUUAACAUUAUCCUACUCUCACUCAUUGCAUUUGUGGAGAGUAUGUAGGAAUUAAGGGCUCUGUUCAAUCUGUGUCGCAGAAGCUCAGCGUUACAACUUGAUAGAAAUGUAAAGGCAAUGUCCCUGCGUUAGCGGAGACUGCAUUCACGUAAACGCUGCAUUUCGGAAAUGACCUUUACAUUUCUAUAACGCUUUAGCGAAUAGAGCCCCGAGGCUCCAAAAAAAGUAGACCGACAUCACAUUCCAGAACAAGUCCAUUACUGCAUCUAAAAUAGCACACUAUUCUCUAUAUAGCGCCAUACUUUUGGGCUCCUGAGUGGCGCAGCAUUCUAAGGCACUGCAUCUCAGUGCUAGAGGCGUCACUAGAGACCCUGGUUCGAUUCCAGGCUGUAUCACAACCGGCCGUGAUUGGAAGUCCCAUAGGGGUUUUGUUCUUAGCUGACUUGCCUAGUUCAAUAGAGGUUAAAUAAAAUAAAAAACUUUUGGUGAAAAAGAGUGCACUAUAUAGGGAAUAAGGUAUCAUGAUUCUUUUUUUGUUCUGUCUGGGUAAAGAAUGUUAUUACUCCCCUUUUGAAUAUCAGACCAAUUUGUGCUAUGGAUGGAAAACAUCCAGGGAGUCACUGAGUAAAGUUUGCUGCCUCAAUCCAUCUAAGCAAGUUCAGCAUUCAUUCUAUUUUGUAAACUUGAAGAUAAAGAACUGUUUUUUCCAUUUAUUAUAUUCUGUCAUUGUAUGAUUGUACCAUGGUGUUGCAUUACUAUGGUACUGUUAUAUGAUAUCAUGUUAUUGAAGUUUAAUAGUGCUAUUUAAUACGUAAAUUGUAUUGCUAUACAUUAAAUAAAGUAUUGGUUUUGAUGUACUUCAA